AUGUCGGAUUCAGAUGAUUUUCGAGAUAUUGACCAGGUUGGCCCAUCAAUUUUUUACCUGAAAAACAUUGUUUUUUAGGUUUCGAACGAUUCGGGAUCAUCAUUCAGUGAUGAUACCGAAACGGAGCAGAUGAUGGAUUUUAUUCAGAAUUUCUUCAUCAGAACUCUUCGUCGUCAUCAGUAUCCGCCCUUGAGUGACGGGAACAUUAUACGUUUUGUAUGUUUGAUGAUUGCAAAAUCAUUAGAUCAGAAUAAUAAUGUUUUUCAGAGGCCGCCUCCAUACCAAACUCAACCUCUCGAUUUGUCUGAGGCCAAUAAAGAAAAUAUAUGUAAAUAA
Messenger RNA from Caenorhabditis angaria, 336 nucleotides. Lineage: Eukaryota; Metazoa; Nematoda; Chromadorea; Rhabditida; Rhabditidae. The record is from the annotation of a GenBank genome assembly.